UUCGUUGUUGCGAGAGAGAGAGAAGGAGAGCAACAUCAAGAAGAAGAAGAAGGAGCCAUGAGUGGUGCGGGGAAGAAGAUAGCGGAUGUGGCUGUGAAGGCAUCGAAAGGCAUUGAUUGGGAUGGCAUGGCGAAGCUUCUGGUCUCCGAUGAGGCUCGUAAGGAGUUCGCUAAUCUCCGCCGGACUUUCGAGGAAGUCAACUCCACUCUCCAGACCAAGUUUAGUCAGGAACCAGAACCAGUAGACUGGGAAUAUUACAGAAAAGGAAUUGGCUCUGGCUUGGUGGAUAUGUAUAAAAAGGCCUAUGACAGCAUAGAGAUCCCCAAGUAUGUUGACACUGUAACACCUCAAUACAAACCCAAGUUUGAUGAGCUGUUGGUGGAGCUGAAAGAAGCAGAACAGAAAUCCUUGAAAGAGUCCGAGAGACUGGAAAAGGAAAUUGAAGAAGUUCAAGAGCUGAAAAAAAAGAUUAGCACUAUGACUGCAAAUGAGUAUUUUGAGAAGCAUCCAGAGGUGAAGAAGAAGUUCGAUGAUGAGAUCAGGAAUGACUAUUGGGGUUAUUGAUAUUGCCGCUGCUGAUAUCACCAAGCAGAUCCCCCCUAGUUCUUGAGACCAAACGUCCAUUUUUCGUUUUCAUUCUUCCUCUGGGUUUUUCCCUCUGAAAGUGCUUUUAAUUUUUUCCGGGUGAGUGACCAUAGAGCAGUUUCAGACUACUUAAUGGGUCAAUAAUAUUCACAUAUCAAGUGAACAUACAUUGGCAUAACAGCAAGAUGGUGAAUUUUC
This is a messenger RNA of Telopea speciosissima, 783 nucleotides long. Its product is annotated as ATP synthase subunit d, mitochondrial-like. Gene Ontology annotation, molecular function: proton transmembrane transporter activity. Gene Ontology annotation, biological process: proton motive force-driven ATP synthesis. The record is from RefSeq and is a predicted model, not a curated record. The transcript is spliced from 5 exons. NCBI's taxonomy places the organism in Eukaryota, Viridiplantae, Streptophyta, Magnoliopsida, Proteales, Proteaceae. Bases 58 to 564 code for a protein of 168 amino acids.